Molecule: messenger RNA, 930 nt
Organism: Magnolia sinica
Lineage: Eukaryota; Viridiplantae; Streptophyta; Magnoliopsida; Magnoliales; Magnoliaceae
Product: GTP-binding protein SAR1A
Exons: 3
Coding region: 179-760 (193 amino acids)
Biological process (GO): vesicle organization; membrane organization; intracellular protein transport
Cellular component (GO): COPII vesicle coat; endoplasmic reticulum exit site
Molecular function (GO): GTP binding; GTPase activity
Source: RefSeq, a predicted model, not a curated record
UUUUCUCCCCUCUCUCUCUCUCUCUCUGUCUCUCGCAGUCUCGCGUGAUUACCCGGCAUCGCGAUCGAGAUAUCUGAGCCGUUGAUUUUCUUACUGGGUCCUCCGUUCUGAUUCCGGCGAAAUUUCGCCGGAUUUUGGAUGAUCUUGUCGGAUCGGGGGCGGAUUCUUGCUGGAAAUUAUGUUCCUCGUUGAUUGGUUCUAUGGCGUUCUCGCCUCGCUCGGUUUGUGGCAGAAAGAGGCCAAGAUCUUGUUUCUAGGGCUUGAUAAUGCCGGAAAGACGACUCUUCUUCAUAUGCUCAAAGAUGAGAGGUUGGUCCAGCAUCAGCCCACGCAGUACCCAACUUCGGAGGAAUUGAGUAUUGGGAAGAUCAAAUUCAAGGCUUUUGAUUUGGGCGGGCAUCAGAUUGCACGCAGAGUCUGGAAGGACUACUAUGCAAAGGUGGAUGCUGUGGUCUACCUGGUGGAUGCGUUUGACAAGGAGAGGUUUGCUGAGUCAAAGAAAGAGCUGGAUGCCCUCCUCUCGGAUGACUCACUAGCGAACGUCCCAUUCCUCAUACUAGGGAACAAGAUCGACAUCCCAUAUGCAGCCUCUGAAGAGGAGCUCCGUUACCAUCUGGGCCUGAGCAACUUCACCACCGGGAAGGGCAAGGUUAGCCUGACCGAUUCGAAUGUCCGGCCCCUCGAGGUCUUCAUGUGCAGCAUCGUCCGUAAGAUGGGAUAUGGUGACGGCUUCAAGUGGCUGUCUCAGUACAUCAAGUAGCGGCAGGUUCCUUUGCUCUAUUGUUCUUUUUGGAUUUGGUUGGAACGCUGUCUUUUCUUUGAAUUGCUGUUGAAGGAUCAAUGACUGUGACAGUAUUUUAAACACCUUUGUGUAAAUUGUAAUCUUAAUUGGGUUUUGAGGUCUUAGACGUUUCACAUUAUUGUUCUUGA